Aspergillus uvarum CBS 121591 is the source of this 1810-nucleotide messenger RNA. Its product is annotated as mitochondrial 54S ribosomal protein uL2m. The coding region runs from base 260 to 1477 and encodes 405 amino acids. Gene Ontology annotation, biological process: cytoplasmic translation. Gene Ontology annotation, molecular function: structural constituent of ribosome; RNA binding. Gene Ontology annotation, cellular component: ribosome. The transcript has 2 exons. The record is from RefSeq and is a predicted model, not a curated record. NCBI's taxonomy places the organism in Eukaryota, Fungi, Ascomycota, Eurotiomycetes, Eurotiales, Aspergillaceae.
CCGGGUUCUCACAACACUUGCAAUUGAGCGGGGUGUUGUCUCGGUGGUGUCACUCGACGUGGUCCUCAUCUUCCACUUGCUCUGUGCCGGGUUUUUUUUUUUUAUGAUUUCUCUGAACGAGUAUGCUCAGUCACUAGUCCUCUACCUCGACUUUCCGCUAUAUUCAAGAUAGCAAUUGCGGCAUUAGCCUGAACACCGAUUACAAUCCAUUGACCAUUCAGUCUGCCCUCAAACUCCACAUCGGAGACUUCUUCCCAUCAUGCUCCAACCCCGCAUGGCCUUGACGGGCUUGCGCCUGCCUUUCAGAUGCCUCUCCUCCGCGAUUGCACCCCGAGCAUACUCCACCGCCCGCGAAACCGAAACUCCUUCCGCUGGCGCGACUCCCACUUCAGCUUUCGAUCCCAGCAUCACCUUUGCUCCUCCGCCCGCGCGUGAACAAUCCGGUAUCCAGGUUCGCAGGUACAAACCCCGCACACCCGGUCUCAGACAUUUGCGAAGGCCGAUCAACGAUCACCUCUGGAAAGGACGUCCCGUGCAUAGAUUGACCUUCCCCAAACGAGGUCAAGCCAAGGGUGGUCGUAACAACACGGGUCAAGUCACGGUCAGACACCGUGGUGGUGGUCACAAGCGCCGUAUUCGCAUGGUCGACUUUGCGCGCGCCGCGCCGGGCCCGCACGAGGUGGAGCGCAUCGAACAUGACCCCGGUCGGUCCGCUCACAUUGCUCUCGUCCGGAGCAAGUUGACCAGGAAGCUCACUUAUAUUCUUGCCGCCGAUGGGAUGAGAGCUGGUGAUGUGGUCGAGAGCUACAUGGCCGGAAUUCCGGAAGAACUCUGGAAGAGCAUGGGAGGAGUUGUGGAUCCUGGUGUUUUGGCCGCUAGAACCGCUUGGAGAGGGAACUGUCUGCCUCUGCACAUGAUUCCAAUCGGUACAUUGAUCUUCAAUGUCGGUCUGCGUCCCGGCAAGGGCGGCCAGCUGUGCCGUAGCGCUGGUACUUUUGCCACGGUCAUCGCCAAGGGUAGUGAUGAGCAGGCCCGGUACGAGGAGAAUCUGAGGAAGGAUCAGGAGGGUGCAACCGAGGUCAAGCGCGUGACUCAAAAUGAAAAGCAAAAGCGGGAGCGCAUUGCUUCUCACAUCACCAUCCGCUUACAAAGUGGUGAAGUUCGACUGAUCCACAAGGAUUGUUGUGCUACUAUCGGUGUUGCCAGCAACCCCAACUACCAGUACAGACAGCUUGGAAAGGCUGGUCGUUCUCGUUGGCUCAAUAUUCGUCCCACCGUCCGUGGUCUCGCCAUGAACGCCGCUGAGCACCCUCACGGUGGUGGACGUGGUAAGUCCAAGGGUAAUGUGGAUCCUAAGAGUCCUUGGGGUAUGCCGGCGAAAUCCGGUUACAAGACUCGUCCCAAGUGGAAGAUCAACAAGGCCGUCGUCGUGCCCAGAGUUCGCAACCAGGGCAAGCGUCGCCGUGGAUACAGCUAGACGCUCUAUCAUGUACAUUUUGUUUUACCUUUCCCUCGAUUUUCCCUCAUGCGGCAAGCAUCACGUUCGAAGUGUGACUAUACUUCUCGAUGGGAAAGGUGCUGGGGUGGGCACAGUCAGAAUGCUCUGAAUCACUUGCCCAAGGCCGCUUCUCAUUUGCAUUCGGUUGUAUGUACUUUAUUUCGUCUCCGGCAUGGCUUUUCCUCGAGGGUUUUAGAUAUCUACUUUUGUUACACUGCUUUCCGUCCGGGUCUUAUGGAAAUGUCCACCUUCAUAUUCUCUGGCGUUGUUUUUGUAUACUACUACUACUGCUACAUGGUUAUCAAAUCCAAG